Varanus komodoensis (Komodo dragon) is the source of this 561-nucleotide messenger RNA. RefSeq names its product EBP like (gene EBPL). Gene Ontology annotation, biological process: sterol metabolic process. The transcript has 4 exons. The annotation marks the transcript as partial. Gene Ontology annotation, molecular function: cholestenol delta-isomerase activity. Lineage: Eukaryota; Metazoa; Chordata; Lepidosauria; Squamata; Varanidae. Gene Ontology annotation, cellular component: endoplasmic reticulum; membrane. The record is from RefSeq and is a predicted model, not a curated record.
UGAAGGGCGGCCGCUGCCCGGUAAGGGGCGCCGUUGCUCGAGGCCGUGGCUUGCUCUGACCUAGGUGCUCUCCUCGCCUCCGCUGCUGGCCAUGGCGGCUGCUGACCAGCUUCGCGCCGAGGCAGCGGCUCCCCCGUGGCAGUUCAGCGGGGCGUCGGGAAUGUCCCUGGCAGUGUGUGCGGUCCUGCUAGGCUUGGGCUGGGCCUCGGGCCAGCGGCUGGGCCGACGCAACGCGGCCACCCGGGUGGAUUGCUGGGUCUUGAGCUGGCUCUGCUCCGACGUGCUGGUCCACGUUGCCCUGGAAGGCUCAUUUGUUUACCUUUCUGUGAUGGAAAGUGUUGAAAAAUCAGACAGCAUACUGGCUUCACUAUGGAAGGAAUACGGCAAAGCAGAUGCACGGUGGCUACACUCUGAUCCUACUGUUCUCUCAGUGGAAAUACUAACAGUUUUUCUGGAUGGACUCUUAGCAUUGGUUCUCAUCUCUGCUAUUCUCAAACAAAAGUAUUAUAGUCCAAGGGACUUUCAGGAGUCUUCUCCAACAACGCAAUUCAAAAGUGUCAG